UCACAGCCCCGAGGGCAUCUCUUACUCUCAGCGAGAUGGGAAAGAUCACCUUCUACGAGGACCGCGGCUUUCAGGGCCGCUGCUAUGAGUGCAGCAGCGACUGCCCCAACCUGCAGCCCUACUUCAGCCGCUGUAACUCCAUCCGCGUGGACAGCGGCUGCUGGAUGCUCUAUGAGCGCCCCAACUACCAGGGCCACCAAUACUUCCUGCGUCGCGGGGACUACCCCGACUACCAGCAGUGGAUGGGCUUCAGCGACUCCAUCCGCUCCUGCCGCCUCAUCCCCCACCACUCUGGCACUUACAGAAUGAGGAUCUAUGAGAGAGAUGACUUCAGAGGACAGAUGUCAGAGAUCACAGACGACUGUCUCUCUCUUCAGGAUCGUUUCCACCUCAGUGAAAUCCACUCCCUCAAUGUGAUGGAGGGCUGCUGGGUGCUCUACGAGAUGCCUAGCUACAGGGGGCGGCAGUACCUGCUCAGACCUGGGGAGUACAGGCGCUAUCUUGACUGGGGGGCUACAAACGCCAAAGUUGGCUCUUUCAGACGAGUCAUGGAUUUUUACUGAAGCAUUUUCAUUCUCCGCUUUUUCUCCUUUAGAACCUAAUAAAACACGUAGCUUGUGAUUCUGGCACU
Meriones unguiculatus (Mongolian gerbil) is the source of this 631-nucleotide messenger RNA. RefSeq names its product gamma-crystallin B. Gene Ontology annotation, biological process: visual perception; lens development in camera-type eye. The coding region runs from base 36 to 563 and encodes 175 amino acids. Gene Ontology annotation, molecular function: structural constituent of eye lens. NCBI's taxonomy places the organism in Eukaryota, Metazoa, Chordata, Mammalia, Rodentia, Muridae. The transcript has 3 exons. The record is from RefSeq and is a predicted model, not a curated record.